Molecule: messenger RNA, 2047 nt
Organism: Ruditapes philippinarum (Manila clam)
Lineage: Eukaryota; Metazoa; Mollusca; Bivalvia; Venerida; Veneridae
Product: sorting nexin-20-like
Exons: 3
Coding region: 299-1294 (331 amino acids)
Biological process (GO): protein transport
Cellular component (GO): early endosome membrane
Molecular function (GO): phosphatidylinositol phosphate binding
Source: RefSeq, a predicted model, not a curated record
UUAUGUUUUUGUUAUGCAAGCAUCUUUUUGUAUUUAAAACUUAGAAAUAACAUAAUUUUGCAUGUUAUCCAGUUUUACUUCGGCCGAGUAUCUUUUUAAAAGGUACUUCUUGUUCUAUUUGAAAGUCCCCUAUGCAGGAUUAUAUUUAGUACCACAAAACCUACAGUAUGCGGAACAGGAAAUGAGAAAGCAAGGGGAGUUACUCUUAUAAUUUCCGGCUGUCAAAAAAAUCGGGAAAAAGGUAAACACGGAAAAUGUUUGAAUAAAUGAAUUUCACGGGGAAAUACAAGGGUAAACGAUGGAGAAACUUAAACAGCGCCUUGGCAAGAACAAUGCAAUCGAGAAUGUAUUAAAUGACAGACAUGUUGAUGAUCAGGAGCAAGAAUUAGCAGAUGACACUGACGCAUUCACAAAUUCAGCAUCCAGUGAGCUCGAAGUGGACAUUUCAUUACGACUCAAGUUGUCAGAAUCUUCAAAUAGUGUCCAUGAGAAAAAUUGUAGUGGUGUUUACAAUGAGGAAUCAAAAGAAAUUCAUGUACCAGAUUUUGACAGUGAAAAUCCCAUGAGUGGACGGACAGUUUUUGAAAUCAUCUCCACUGACACAAUCAAAGAUGGACAUUCUAACUUUGUGAUAUACAGGAUUUUGCUCACUAAAUCCUCGAUAGUGGAUCCAAACCCUGUUGUUGUUGAGAGACGUUACUCAGACUUUCAGUUGCUUCAUCAAAAUCUUCAUAAACAUUUCAAUGAACAAAUGGACGUUAUAUCAUUCCCGAAGAAAAGAUUGUUUGGUAACUUCACGCCAAAAACUAUAGCAAAAAGAAGUCGCGCUUUUGAGCAGUAUCUUACGCAUUUAUAUACCAUUGACGAGAUUCGAUUUUCACAAGUAUUUUUAGACUUCUUUUGUCUGGCUGAUCUAAAAGAAGCGUACAACUCUAUGUUAGAUGUAGAAUACGAAAAAGCAAUCACUUUCUUUCAAAAGGUGCUACUUAUCCAAGAGAAGAUUUUAGGGUUCCUCAACCUGAAGAUUGGGGAGACAUUAUGCGCGUUAGUUUCAUGCUGUCAAACAGUUGAGGAUGAUAUGAUGGGAUUGAAGUAUGGGAGACAAGCGUUGAAGUGCUACGCAAAUCAUGAAGAGAACAAGUAUUACCUCCCCUUGUUGCAGAGCUGUGUGCAUUUAUGCUGGAAAACUGGCGAGGAUAAAGCCAAAUUAGAAGAAAUAUUAAAUCAGAGAAAAAGAGACUCUAAGGAUCUUCCCUCAUUAUUGUCUGUGGUUCACAGCUCUGUUAUUUUAUGAGAAAGAUUGUCAUGUAUUUAUUGAUAUCUAUUGUAUGAUCGUUUUGGUUUCAGUUUUUACACUUUUAUAUACAGCUGGUAAUUUUUAAUGGUUGCUACUUUUUACACUUUUUAAUAUGUAUUCUAUUGGGCAAUUAGCUGACAGUUUCUUUGUUGAUAUGAGCCUUAGAUUUACAGUAUAAGCUUUAUUAAUGCUGUGAAAAAGAGCCCACAACAUAUCAAAUUCAUCAUUACUUCAUCUGUCUUUCCAUUCUUACCAUCUCUAGCUUUAUCCAAAUUAAUCCAUGAAACUAGCCCAGGUCUGUUAUAGAUAUUUGUCUAUUGUUUCCAUAAUUUAGCCGGAUUUGUUUCAGAGACUUAUCUGUUGUUUUCAUUAUUUAGCCAGAUACUUUUUUAUAUUUAAGAGAUAUUUGUUGUUUUCAAAAUUUAGCUACAAUGUAGAUCUGUUCUAGAUAUAUUCAUUAUCAUAUAUCUGUUGUUUUCAUAAUUUGGCCAGAUCUAUUCUAAAAAUAAUAUCUAUUGUUUUGUAAUUUAGCAAGAUAAGUUGAAUAGAUACAUGUAUAUCUUUUGUUUUCAAGAUUUAGCCAGAUCUGUUCUAGAAAUAUAUGCAGAUCUAUUGAUUCCUAAAUUUACCCAGAUCUGCUCUAGAGAUGUAUCUAUUGUUUUCAUAAUUUAGCCAGAUCUGUUCUAGAGAUAUUUCUAUUGUUUUCAUAAUUUAGCCAGAUUUGUUUUAGACAGGGGCGUAGCUAGGCCG